Pteropus alecto (black flying fox) is the source of this 3425-nucleotide messenger RNA. RefSeq names its product 25-hydroxyvitamin D-1 alpha hydroxylase, mitochondrial. NCBI's taxonomy places the organism in Eukaryota, Metazoa, Chordata, Mammalia, Chiroptera, Pteropodidae. Gene Ontology annotation, cellular component: mitochondrial inner membrane. Gene Ontology annotation, biological process: cellular response to peptide hormone stimulus; cortisol metabolic process; cholesterol metabolic process. Gene Ontology annotation, molecular function: iron ion binding; heme binding; oxidoreductase activity, acting on paired donors, with incorporation or reduction of molecular oxygen. The record is from RefSeq and is a predicted model, not a curated record. The transcript has 9 exons. The coding region runs from base 908 to 2434 and encodes 508 amino acids.
AACUUCAAAGGUGGCACAGUCUGAUGGGGAUGGGGAGAGGGAGUGAGGAUCAGAGAGCCAAACUGGGGAGGAUUCUGAGGCUAAAAAUGGAAAGGGGCUGCUGACUAGAAAGCCCCCCAAAGGAGACGGAGUCAGCUGGAGAUUCAGAGCCCUCAACCCUUUGUCUGUCCAACAAUCCAGAGAAAUCUCUGAACUUUUCUAAUUUGCAAAAAGUUCCUUCAUUUUUGCUCCUCAAACCCCAAAUUCCCAAGGCUAGGACAGAGUUUGUUGACCUAAAAGACCCUCCUCCCCCCCACCACACACACACACAAAGAACAAAGAUGAAGGCUCCAGGAGCCAUUCUGAUUAACUCACCUGCCUUCUGUUCAGUGUCCGGUACAGGGAGAGAGGGAGGUUUGGUAAUGCCUGAAAAUUCUGCUCACAUGCAGCUAAGGUGCUGCCUGAUGAGCCAAGAAUAUGGGAAUGGCUACAGCUGUGGCUCUUCCAGGCUUCCCUUCUAGGAGGUGCUGGAGAAUGAGGAAUUCCUGAGGAUGGGCCCUAGGGGCCUGGCUCCCGGGGAAGUGAUGGCAAUAACAGGGACAGACUAUCUUGGUCACCUAAGUCUCACUAAAUAGCCUUUCUCAGGAAGAGAUCUUUAGGCUGCUGGCCUAAGGCACUGGCCCAGGAGGAGAAACUGAGGCAGCCCUCCCCUUCCCUAGAGGGUCAUUGCAACAUGAGACCCAAAGGAGCUGCAAAGGCAGCCCCAGCCCCGCCUACUGUUCCUGGGUGCUAAUCCCCAGCACAGAACACUCAGGAGAGAGGAUUGGAUGAAUAGCCUAGAGAGGGGGCGUCGCCACUGUCUCGCCCAAGGGUUAAAUAGGGGCGCAGGCAAGAUGCUCAGGACUGCUGUAUUUCCCUGAACCAAACCAUGACCCAGACCCUCAAGCUCGCCUCCAGGGUGUUCCAUCGCGUCCACUGUGCUCUUGAGCUGGGCGCCUCACUGGGCUCCAGAGGCUCCGACUCAGCGCCACGAAGCUUGGCAGACAUCCCAGGACCCUCCACACCCAGCUUCCUUGCUGAACUUUUCUGCAAAGGGGGGCUGUCACGGCUACACGAGCUGCAGGUGCUGGGGGCCACACGCUUUGGGCCAGUGUGGUUGGCGAGCUUCGGGAAGGUGCGCUCGGUGUAUGUGGCAGCCCCUACACUCAUUGAACAGCUGCUGCGACAGGAGGGGCCCCGACCCGAGCGCUGCAGCUUCUCGCCGUGGGCUGAGCACCGUCGACGCUGCCACCGAGCUUGCGGACUGCUCACCGCGGAAGGCGAAGAAUGGCAGAGGCUCCGCAGCCUCCUGGCCCCACUCCUCCUCCGGCCUCAAGCGGCCGCCCGCUAUGCCAGGCCCCUGAACAAUGUGGUCCUUGACCUUGUGCGGCGACUGCGGUGCCAACGGGGAAGCGGUGCUGGGCCGCCAGCCCUGGUUCGGGACGUAGCUGGAGAGUUUUACAAGUUUGGACUGGAAGGCAUAGCUGCAGUGCUGCUUGGUUCGCGCUUAGGCUGCCUGGAGGCAGAAGUGCCUCCAGACACAGAGACUUUCAUCCGUGCUGUGGGAUCCGUGUUUGUAUCCACGCUGUUGACCAUGGCGAUGCCUGACUGGCUGCACCGCCUCGUGCCGGGACCCUGGGGCCGCCUCUGCCGAGACUGGGACCAGAUGUUUGAAUUUGCCCAGCAGCAUGUGGAGAGGCGAGAGGCUGAAAUAACCAUGAGGAACGACGGAGAACCUGAGGAGGACAUGGGAUCUGGGGCUCACCUGACCUACUUCCUGUUCCGAGAAGAGUUGCCUGUCCCUUCCAUCCUGGGGAAUGUGACAGAGCUGCUACUGGCUGGAGUGGACACGGUGUCCAACACGCUCUCCUGGGCUUUAUAUGAACUCUCUCGGCACCCUGAAGUCCAGACAGCACUCCACUCGGAGAUCACAGCUGCCCUGGGCCCAGGCUCCAAUGCCCACUUUUCAGCCUCUGCUCUGUCCCAGCUGCCCCUGCUGAAGGCUGUCCUCAAGGAAGUGCUAAGACUGUACCCUGUGGUACCUGGAAAUUCCCGUGUUCCAGACAAAGACAUUCGUGUGGGUGACUACAUUAUCCCCAAAAAUACACUGGUCACGCUGUGUCACUAUGCCACUUCAAGGGACCCCACCCAGUUCCCAGAGCCAAAUGCUUUUCGUCCAGCUCGCUGGCUGGGGGAGGAUCAAGCCCUCCACCCAUUUGCUUCUCUCCCCUUUGGCUUUGGCAAGCGCAGCUGCAUAGGGAGACGCCUUGCAGAGCUUGAGCUACAAAUGGCUUUGGCCCAGAUCUUGACCCACUUUGAGGUGCAGCCUGAGCCAGGUGCUGCCCCAAUCAGACCAAUGACCCGGACUGUCCUGGUACCAGAGAGGAGCAUCAAUCUACAGUUUGUGGACAGAUAAUCCUGUGGAAGGAGGCUGUCGUCAUCAUGCCUUCUCUCAUCAUAUGAGUUUAUUAGGCACAAGACCAAGAGAUGGUUAUUUCCUGAGACCUGUAUGACUAAAUUGGUCAGAAUGACUACAGCAUAAGCCCUGACCAAGGUGUGAAGUAUGUACCUGGCCUGACUCAACUGUCCCAGAGAAAACCAUGCUCCCUCUGCCUGCUCAGUCCUCCUGGUCACAUCAUAUACAUCCUUCAAGAGCCAACUCAGAUUUUCUUUUUUUUUAAGGCAAGGCAACCCUUGGUUGACCUCAUAGAUUGCAAGGACCUUGUCAGCUUACAAUCUCUUAUUUUUUUUUUUAUUUUUUAUGCCUACAGCACCUGGUCUUCCUAGGUGAUCUCCCAUCCAAGUAUUAACCAGACCCGACCCUGCUUAGCUUCCAAGAUCAGACAGGAUCAGGCUUGUACAGGGUAGCCUGGCCGUAGACCCAACUCAGGUUUUAGCUAAUAAUGUUAGGUGACCUGAGGAAGAAUUCCACCACUGCCAUUUGGGGGCUUCCACAGUGUUCAUUGAUGCUGCUAGCUAAACUCCUAGCACAGCAUGAGCUAAGUAAUUGUGCAUUUCGUCUGCACCUGGUUGGUCCUCUCUCCUUGCAUGUGAGCUCUUAGAGAGGAAAGGUGGGGCCUUAUUCAGUCUUUAUGUCCCCUGUCAGCGCCUAUCCCUCACUAGGAGACACCGUACAGAUUCUCAGAUUGAAUCUGGACCAUGUGGCAGAAGAAGUGAGAAGCUUACUAGGCUCUGUCUAUACCAUUCCUUCCUCAUCUUGGCCCCCUAGGAAGGUGAGUCAUAAACCCUUGCCUGGUUUAUGAUUUUUUAAAACUCUCCUUGCCUCUCUGGUCACUAUUAGUUCCCAUGCAGAGACAUCACUGGAUCUGUCUUUGUGCAUGCCUUCCUUUUAUAUAUUGAAAUUAUUUUAAUUCAUUGUUUUGAAAUAAAAAAAAAAUUAAAUGUUC